AUGGACCCCGGUUUGGAGCUCGGGAAAGCCGCUCGGCUUUCGGUGCCGGCAAUGUCGUUUGCACGGGUCUGCGUUGAGAUAACUGCUGAUCAACCUUUGUGUGACUCAAUUGAGCUAGAACAUGAAGGAGAAACCAUUGAGGUUGGAGUUGAAUAUGAAUGGAGGCUAGUCGCCUGCUCAAGUUGCGGAAUUUUUGGUCACAAGUGCCCUCCAUCUGCUGAAAAACCUUCUGCUUGUGCCUCAGAAGCACAACCUUUGGUAUCUACAUCCGGAGUUCAUCCUGCUCCUGCUGCAUAUACGGUUCUUCCCUCUCUGAUGGAUACCGCCCCUACUCAGCAAGUGGUAGUCGAGGCCUCUUUGGCCCCUGUUUUACCUUCGGCUACACCACAAAUGCCGCUGCCUGUAGUCCCUGAUCCCACCAGCAUCCUUCCUGUUACUAUCAGAGCUAAUCAAGGGCGAUCCCAGCAGAAGUCAGGUCUCGCGUCCCCUGUUGGCUCUCACCAUAAUUCAGAUGUAGAUGAGAUUUGUAGUGAUGAUGAUCUGCUCUCAGAUAGACCCCUGUCCUCAAAAGGCCCGAGUUCUUCUAAGGCGGUUAUGAGCGUUCAGGACCAACUUUUGUUACUUCCACCGGACCUUCCUGCACUGCCCCCUUCGGCUGUUCCUAAGGCGACUUCUACUAGUCGCAAGGCCUCCAAGAGGAGACGUGCGGAAAUUAGAAAGUUUGUUUCUUCAAACAAGUUGUGCCUGGUGGGGCUUUUUGAGACUAAAGUUCCUGAAUCUCUUUUUGAUUCCAUAUCUUUUACCUUGCUGAGAGGAUGGAAGUGGGUCGCCAAUUAUGAUUGUGCCUCGCAUGGUAGAAUUUGGCUAGGGUGGAACUCGGAUUUUGCAAAUUUUGAUCUUAUCUCUACUAGUGAUCAGGCUAUUCAUGGCCGCUUCAAGCUUAAUGCCAUCAAUACCUCCUGCUGCAUUUCGACGGUGUAUGGAGAGCACACUUUUGUCAAACGCAGGUCUCUGUGGGAGGAUCUCGUCCAUUGCAAUGAUCUUUUUCAAGAUUCCACUUGGCUUGUGGCGGGCGAUUUCAACGCUAUAAAGGACCCUUCUGACCGUCUUGGUGGUUCUAAUACUUGGAAGCAAAGGAAGAUUGACAGGGUCUUAGUUAACACUAAAUGGAACAUCGACUUCUCCUUUUCAGAAGCGGCUUUUUUGAACCCCAGAAUAUCUGAUCACUCUCCGAUGUUUGUCAGGCAAGCAUGGAACUCUCCAGUGAUUGGCUAUCCCAUGUUCAGGCUUGUCUCUAAAUUGAAAUUUCUAAAGGCUUGCCUCAAAUCGCUAAACCAAGAAGCUUUCUCGGACAUCUCUAUUAGAUCUACUAAAGCUAGAGAAGCUCUUCGGUCUACUCAAGUUGGUCUCCAAUCUGAUCCUAAUAAUGUUGAUCUUGCAAAACUUGAAAGAUGCCAGCGACGUAUUUUUAUUGACCUUCGUGGUCAAGAAGAAUCCUUUUAUCGCCAGAAAUCAAGAGUUAAAUGGCUUAAGGAGGGAGAUCGCAACACAAAGUUUUUCCACAACUCUGUGAAGGCGAGACACCUCACCAAUCAAAUCCUCUCUGUUAAGGACUCCUCUGGCUCUCUUAUCACCGAUCCAACUCGGGUGCCGCAGGUUUUUGUCUCUUUUUUCUCGGAUCUAUUAUCCCCCCAUGAUACCCUUGUCAAGCCGUCCCUGGAAGACUUGCAGCAAGUUAUUCGCAGCCCACUCUCGGAUGCCCAAGGUUGCUCCAUUGCUGCACCUGUCUCGGACUCUGAGAUUAAAGACACCCUUUUUUCUCUUUCAAGAAGUAAAGCUCCGGGCCCUGACGGCUUUACUGCUGAAUUCUAUAAAAACAAUUGGAGAAUUGUUGGACCUUUGGUGAUUCGGGCUGUGAAGGAUUUUUUUUCCUCAGGUCAUCUCCUGAAAGAAGUUAAUGCUACAAUUUUGGCGUUAAUACCUAAGGUACCUAAUGCUUGCGAGGUUACUGAUUUCAGACCUAUUGCGUGCUACAAUACUAUUUAUAAAGUCAUUACAAAAAUCUUGGCAAAUCGGAUUGCUAUGGUUCUAAAUAGUAUUAUUAAUCAUGCUCAAAACGCCUUUGUCAGAGGUAGGAGGAUUAGAGACAACAUUUUAUUGGCACAAGAGCUAUUUGCAGGUUUUCACCAUGAUCCUUAUCUUCCGAAAUGUGCCAUUAAAGUUGACUUCCGCAAAGCUUAUGAUACUAUGGAUUGGGAUUUCUUGGAGUUAACCCUUCUAGCCUUCCGGUUUCCGGAGUGGUUUAUUAAACUGGUCAUGGUUUGCGUUCGCAUGCCUAUGUUCUCUAUCUCUAUCAAUGGGGAGCUUCACGGCUUCUUUGCUAGUGGCAAAGGCAUCCGGCAAGGAGACCCGAUGUCUCCUUAUCUAUUUACCCUUGUGAUGGAAGUUUUUUCGGGCAUCAUCAAUCUGAGGACCUCCGUCAAAGAUUUCAAGUUCUUUUGGAGAUGUAAAUCUACGAGACUCUCCCAUCUCUUUUUCGUUGACGACGUCUUCCUGUUCUGCCGUGCGAAUCGGAAGUCGGCGGUGGUCCUUAAAAGGAGCCUUGACACGUUCUCCUCCUAG
Messenger RNA from Eucalyptus grandis, 2622 nucleotides. RefSeq lists its product as uncharacterized. Lineage: Eukaryota; Viridiplantae; Streptophyta; Magnoliopsida; Myrtales; Myrtaceae. Bases 1 to 2622 code for a protein of 873 amino acids. The record is from RefSeq and is a predicted model, not a curated record. The transcript has 6 exons.